This is a messenger RNA of Talaromyces atroroseus, 969 nucleotides long. Its product is annotated as NifU-like protein. Gene Ontology annotation, biological process: iron-sulfur cluster assembly. The record is from RefSeq and is a predicted model, not a curated record. Gene Ontology annotation, molecular function: iron-sulfur cluster binding; iron ion binding. Bases 1 to 969 code for a protein of 322 amino acids. Gene Ontology annotation, cellular component: mitochondrion. The transcript has 3 exons. NCBI's taxonomy places the organism in Eukaryota, Fungi, Ascomycota, Eurotiomycetes, Eurotiales, Trichocomaceae.
AUGUCGGCGCAGCAAGUGUCGCGGAGUGUCGUCAGACAGACUCUGCAACGGUCGCAGAACCUCACAACGCGGCGGGUUGACGCCGCCCGGUUCAUCACACGAAGGUCCAUUCACUACGUGCGGAGCAGUGCCCCUGCUAUAACACCGUCUCAGAGUCGUCGUAGACCGAUCUUACAUCCUAAUCACCAGACAUCGGGCCUUCCCAAGAUUAAUGGGCCUUCUUCAGGCAAUAAGCGAUCUAUAUUCAUCCAGACGGAAUCGACGCCGAAUCCUGAUGCUCUUAAGUUCUUGCCUAACCACCCGGUCUUGCCGGAAAACUUCUCCACUCCCUUCUUAGAAUACCUCUCUCCGAGGUCAACGCUCGCUCCGCCGCAUCCUUCACCAUUGGCAGCCAAACUGCUCAAUGUCGAAGGCGUGUCAUCUGUAUUCUACGGAACCGAUUUUAUUACAGUAACCAAGUCCAGCGAUGUCAACUGGGCGCACGUCAAGCCCGAAGUUUUCAGUCUGAUUACCGAAGUCGUCACAUCCGGCGAACAAAUCGUGAACACUGUUGAGCGCACUUCUGCCGGCGGAGAGAAUGCGCAGGAAGGCGGUGAAGAGGACACGCUCGGAUAUAACGAAGAAGAUGAUGAAGUUGUCGGGAUGAUCAAGGAGUUGCUGGAAACUCGCAUUCGGCCCGCGAUUCAAGAAGAUGGCGGAGACAUCGAGUUUCGCGGGUUUGAGAACGGAAUCGUGAUGUUGAAAUUGCGAGGAGCUUGCCGGACUUGCGACUCGAGCACUGUCACACUCAAGAAUGGCAUCGAGUCGAUGCUCAUGCAUUACAUCGAGGAAGUUCAAGGCGUCGAGCAAGUUCUAGACCAGGAGGAAGAAAUUUCCAUGCACGAGUUCGCCAAGUUCGAGGAGAAACUGCGACAACAGAAGGGCUCCGGUGCUACAGCAUCUUCGGCACUGGAUACGGCGGGGGCUUAA